AUCAAGUAUGACACAUAGAAUGGACCUGCUGUCCUGUUUGAAUAAGAAAAUCUCAUAUAAGUAGGCCUUUAAAUAAGUUUCUUUAUACAUAAAUAAGUUUCUUUAUACAUAAACCCUAUUGGUAGAACAACUAACCUCUCAGGCUUUCAUCUGUUAGUGUAGAGCAGGGGUUGGGAACCUUUUUGGUUGAGAGAGCCAUGAAAGACAAAUAUUUAAAACAUGUAUUUCCAUCUAUUUUUUAACUCUGAAUACAGCUAAAUGUGCACUUUUUUUUAAGUAAGACCAAAUUUUUUAGAGUAUAAUAAGUCUCUUAUUAUUUUUGUUAUUCUGAAGCUAACCAAUAAUAAAUAAAAUACUUUUUACCAUUAAUGCAACUUCCUAAACAGGUGCGGUAGAAGCGGAUGGAUUGAUUCAAUUGCAUGAGGAUGUUUUAUAUUUUGAACGUUAUUUAUUACACUGUGAUUACCAGCAUAUUUAUUCAUUACUUAUUGUGUUAAGCAAUGUCAGCUAAGAUUUAUCUGAUAGCCAGAUGCAGUCAUCAAAAGAGUCACAUCUGGUUCGCGAGCCAUAGGUUCCCUACCCCUGGUGUAGAGUAUUGGGAUUUAUGAGAGUAAAUGCCCAGUGGCAUACAUUAUGUUCGUCUACAGCCAAGCCAUGCUUUGCUUAUGAGGCCAUCUGUUGGGAACAUGUUUGAUUUUGAUACUGGCCUUUAACAUAUGAGCACCAAAGAUGGUGGAAUGACUUACAACACAAAUAAAUAAAAGCAAAGGGCAGGUAAGUAACUGUAUAAACACGAGUCAUAUUUGACCAAACUCACUGAUUGUUGUCCUCUUGGUGGCCUUUCUGUUUUGUUUUUUUUGUCCCGUUGCUCUACAUCCAAAACCGAGAAGCUGUCCGAGGUGCAAAAGUCCAAGAGCAAAGCUCACGGCGUCAUAAAGUGACGUUCACGGUCAGGAAAACAGCUCCGGAAUUCCAAGUUGCGCGUGUUGCCAACGGCAACCGCACAGCAGGUAACACGAAAAGCCCUUCAACUUUUCACUUCGAGGGGAGCAGCGAGAACUCUUUCGUGACGUGUAUACUUUUUAAAUAAACCACACGAACGACGACUUUUGCCCAUUCGAAGCGCGCCGCGUGUAUACAAAGAGGCUGUUUUUGUAAAAACCGAAGAUCAGGGCAAAUGUGCAUAGUACACCAUCACGACACAUGUUGUGAGUUUUGCUGAUAUUACUGCAGCAUGUUCACUGCCACUUCCCAGCCAAAGUCACAGUUACCCCACCAUGGAUCCUCUGAGGCGCACAGCAGACAGUGGAAAGCCAAUCUCUAAGCGAAAGAAAAAAGACCCCUCUUCUGUGGUUGCCAGCAGGCAAGCGACUUUGCCGCUACUGUGGCCUGUGCCGUAUUGCCAUCCGGAGUCCUCGUUGCGCAGGAGCCUUUUUGAUCCCUCUGCCAUUGUUAAUGGCGCCCCGUCUGACACAGACAGUCUUACGACUCGAUCAGGAUCAGGGAAAGUCCUCACUGAGACAACAUUUAUUAAAGGGUUUCGAUCAAGAGCUUCUGUACAAUCAUGCACAGACCAUUCCGUUGCAACUGCUGAUGAAGCAGCAGCACAGAGUCUUACAAAAACAAAUGAAUCCAGAGUCACCUUAAGACACUUAUUCAAUCUUCCUGCCAUUGUGCAUUCUGAAAGUCCUCGUCCUCCAGCAAGAGUAGACUCUCUGAAUGCCAUCCCUGAGACAAAAUGCAAAGAAAAACCAAGAAAGACCUCGGCAUCGUGCACAGACAUCCCUGCUUCAACUGCUGAUGAGGCAGUGGCACAGAGUUUUAUUGAAGAAGACGACUCUAAAGUUGUAAGAAGAGAUUUGCUCAAUCUUCCCUCUAUCACUCCAAGUAUCUCCUGUAGCAGCCCUCGUCUCGCAGGAUCCCGGAGAGGAAUCACAGAGAUAAAAUGGACGGAAAAACCUAGAGCCAAGUCUUCCCUAUCAUGCGCUGACAUUUCUGUCACGACGGCCGAUGAAAAGACGGCACAGAGUUUUACAGAGACGGACGAUUUAAAAAGCAGGAGUAAAAAGGCGACCCUGGUGGGGAAGGUUCCAGUCACUGGCAUGGAGAUCAUUCAGAUGUUUGUCAAAAACAAAGAUGUGGGAGAACUGAAGGUUUUCUACUUAAAGGAACUGGAGGGUGACACAUACAGACCUUAUGACCUGCAAGUAGUCCCAGCUAGUGAAGCUGGUCCCGAGCACUACGUCUUCACUCCCAGCACAGUGCUGCACGUCACACAGAAAGGUUACGGUGGACUCGUCAGUUUGGAAGAGUGGUACAGGGAGUCUGUGCUCUGGACAGCUUUGCAGGCAUUCCCCUUUUUCAGGGCAUUCAUAUUGAGAAAUGCAUUCAAUCGGUGGUAUAAAAAUGUGCGUCAGACUGUAUUCAACCGACGUUUUGAGGAAGUGCAGGCAAUACUGCUUACAAAUAUCCCCCAGUACAGAAAUGGCCUUUUGCUUCUAUCCAAAACCAUCCAGGAACUCAAAGAGACACACUUGCUACCCCUGGAUAAGUCUAAAAAGUACACAUUGUUGGAAUUUAAGAAUGCCCUUCUCACCAGUAUGCAACAAGUUUUGCUUAUCUUGAAAAGGUUAUCACAGUAUCGUGUCGACAUCUUUUGUAAGGCCAAAGAUGUUAGUUUUAAGGCCCAGCAGGAGCUGCAGUUGCACUUAGAGUACGCCGACAAGCAACAUCAUUGCUGCAAACCCAUUCACCUGCAUAAGGCUCACCUGCAGCAGCUACAAAGGGAGUUUGCGCUUGCCGAGGGCAUCGUGCAGAGGCUGGGGAACUUUGCCACCCUCAUCAAUCAGAUCAUUGUGCAGAGUCUCGUGACCAUCAUCAAACAGAACUCUGUGUCGUUCCUUCACAACGUUUUGAAGCGGGAAAAAUCUGUGGAUGGAUGUCUCUUCCAAUCUGACCUGUGUGUUGAUGAUGACAGUCAGCUGUCUCUUGAACCACCUUUACGUCUCUUCCGAGAAACAGUCAGUCAGGCUCUCUGGACUGUUGGUGACUCCAUCUGCCAGAUGUGUGUCACUUGUGGAUUUUUCAUGGAAGUCAGCAGCAACCUUGGUUAUCAGGAUGAAAAACCUGACCCCAGCUCCAGUUCUUCUCCUGUUGUCAUUGACUUUUCAGGUGGAAUACAGGACAUGGACGGAAUGCCUAGUCUUACACAUUAUAGCUGUUGUAAAUGGAUAGGAGAGCAGCGAUCGAACUGGACCAGGAUGAUCGUUCAGGGUCACAGGGUACCUUGGUCCUACUACCCUUUAUCCAAAGAACAACUUGUUUGGCACAUCUUUAUCAGUGAUGAUUCCAAACACAUCGACAAAGAGCAGGCCGAGCUGAUGCAGGAAGCAGAGUCAGACAUCCAGCAGUUUUUAGAGAAUUACAUGUGGUUGGUGGACAUCCAUGUGUUCAUCAAGCAAUGGAGUCCAGCCACUUUGGAGAACAUGAAAGGUCAAUCUGCUGCACUUUAUCAAGAGCUGAUUGACAAGCUGCGCUACUGGAUUGAAAGAAUUCACGUUGUCCCCUCACUGAUCUCUACUUCCAACCGGCUAUUUAUCAUCCACUGCACCCGCAUAAAAGAACAUUUAGGGCAGCGUCUGGCUUUGAUUGAAAAGGAAGUGAUGGAGGAAGUGGUCAGGCAAAUGAAAUUACAUUCACAAAGUUUAUUGUGUGAUUUGGAGGAAGGUAUUACCGAUCUAAGAAUGGAGCCCAAAGACAUGCAUGACUUCCCAAAAUAUGCUGAUAUGGUGUGGAAGUUUAUAAACAUGCUGGCGGUAAUGCAGAAACGUUUGGAAUAUGUUCACUCCCUUCGGGACAGUAUAUGCCUUAAUUAUGGAGAGAUGACUGUACAGGAGCUGAUCUUAGAGCAGAAGAUGUUGGACAAAUGGAAUUGUUAUUCUUUCCACUUAAACCAAGCAGAUAACAAUGUGUGCUCUCGUCUUCCAACUGUGGCUAACGCAUUGGACACAAUGUUCCCAUUGUUGGCUUCUGAUCUCAAAAGUAUGGUCUGCAAAGCUACCUCUGGGCCAUUUCUUGAUCCAAGGCAAAACGCUGAAAAGUUGGCCUCCGAACUGAACUACAUGUGUCUUCGUGUGGAGACUAUCACAACAAAUCUGCAACAUCUUUGCCAGAUUGGAAAAGUUCUCCAAGAAAAUCCAGUGGACUUGACAGCUUUGGCAGAAGUUAAUAAACUGACUGCCCGUAAGGAGCUUUGGGAACUUAUAGCACUUUACAGACGAUGUUUACAUGAAUGGGAGAAAGUGCUUUUCAUUCAGCUUGCUGUAUCUCAAGUUCAAGAGCAAAUUGCUCAGUGGCAGCAGAAAGUUGCAACUCUGACAAACACUAUACUGGCUGACGAUGCAGUGCUGCAGGAGGCUUCAGAAAAUCUUGAAAAUUUAAGCUGUCAAUUUAAAAUCUUAGCCCAUUUUCUGACCCCUCUAAUCAAACCAAAACACCGCAACAUUUUUUUCCGAGGCAUUGGGCUAAUGCGUGCCUCUGAUAAGAAUGUGACUGUUGCUCAGCUAAUUUCUCAACCGUUUCACACUCACCAAAAAUUCAUCAACAAGAUAUGCAGCAAUGCACAGCAAGAGUUUGAAAUGGAAAAUGAUUUCCAAACAAUUCAACAGCAAUGGAUGAACAGAAUGUUCCAGUUGCAUGACAUAAACUAUCCUUGUCGCCAGCAUGGUGAACAGGAGGUAUCGGAUGACAAUCCCACCUCUGACAUCUAUUGUAAUGUCAAAAUUUUCAUUGGCCUGGAGUUUAUCUUCAAUGACAUUGAACAUGAUUUGAUGACGUUGACAAAUAUGCAAAGGUCCCAGCACAGUGUUGACUUUAGAUUGCAAGUAGAAGAGUGGAUACACUUACUACAAGAGUUUGAAACCUUGUUGCAUUUAUUUGAAAUCUAUCAACAAAAAGUUAUCUUUCUGUCAAAGGCCUUUGAAGAGACAUCUUUGGGUGUUCAAAGAUGGGAUUUGCUGGCACAAUUUAAAUCGGUUCAAAAUACUUUCAAGACCAUGCUGCAUGCUAUCUCUACACAACCCAAUGUGUUAAAUCUCGUUAAUCCCAAAAUGGCCAAUGAUCAAUUGCACAGCGCAAGCCUAGGCCAAAUACUCAUUGACGGCCUUUCGACAAUGGAAGCUAUUUCCAACCAGAUAGCCGAUCACCUCCAUUCUUUCUGCAGUGCCUAUCCAAGGCUCUACUUCAUAAGUGACAGAGAAGCUCUUGAACUGCUAUCUUUAAAAUCGACACCUACAUCUCUGCUACCUUUUGUGCAGAAAUUCUUCAAAGGGGUACAGUGUCUUGAAGUGGAAAAAACACAUAGUAAAAUGGAUCCAAAGACAAUAUGUGACUGCCACGCACAGAAGACGGUACUUGGAGUUUUUGGCAAGCUACAAGAACACAUUACUUUUCUCUGUCCUUUGGAAGCGAGUCCCGAUCCCUUGAUUUGGCUCAGUAUGUUUGAGGAACAACUAAAGGCCGCUUUGAAAGAGCUUGUGAAGCAGUGUGUUAAUGAAAAAACACAACUGGAACCAAACAGUAAAUACUCUGCAUGUGAUGAUAGCCAAUGUGGUUAUGGGCAUGGACUUGCAUUGCCUGUGCUGGAUCUGACAGAUAAAUAUCCCCUUCAGUGUCUGCUAGUGGCAGAGGAAAUAACAUGGUACCAAGUCCUUAAACAGGCUUUUCAGGAAUCAAGCUCAAUUAAGCUUAGCACCAUCAACACAUGUCUUAGUGUACAACUGGAAAACCUAUGCCAAUAUAUAAGGGAUACAGCAUCUUCAAAGUACAUAACCACAUGCUUGUGUACUUUGGUGCUCCUUACAAUCAAACACGCACAGCAAAUAACCCAAUUAAUGCUGGUGCAAUGUAUUCCUGAGUCCUCUUUUGAGUGGGUAAGUUCCCUCAAGUAUUAUAUAACUUCAGAGGGUCAAAGCCUAAAAGGAACUGAUGAUCCACAAUGUUAUGUGGAUGUUAUGAACCACAGACACCAAUAUGGUUAUGAAUAUUUUGGUCCAGAGGGCUGGGGAUUGGUACACACCCCCUGCACAGAUCGAGGGAUGAUUGGGACUCUCCUUGCGGUGAUGUGGUAUCGAUGUGGAUUUGUGAGUGGUCCGCGCACAUCAGGAAAGACCAAGGCUGUGGUCUAUUUAGGGAAAGCAUUGGGGCGACUCGUUGUGAUGCUACAUUGUUGUCCAAACAUGGCGCUUAAUUUUUUUCAAAAGAUGUUGCUUGGUGCUCUUUUGACUGGCGCAUGGAUUGUGCUGAAGUCUGUAGAACUGUUGCCUCAGGUUGUCCAAGCAUCCCUGGCUCAACAGCUCGAAGAAAUUAACCAGUGUUUUUCUGGGUUGUCAAGAAAGAAGAAACAAGGUGUGCAAGAGGAGGAAAAGUCUGAUUUAGACAUUGUAUUUUCAGGGGUGAGCAUUACUGCUAGCGCAAACUAUGGAUGUGUUCUCAUAUCAUCAAAAGGAAGCACCUCUGAGAUUUCAAAAAGUCUGCGAUUUUCAACAAGACCUGUGGGAUUCACGCAUCCCGAUAACAGAAUAAUCGCAGAGCUAAUGCUGACUUCCUUUGGUUUUAGAGAGGCAAAGUCUUUAAGUCAGCGUCUGGUGUCUCUCAUCAGCCUCACCAAGGACUGCUUUUGUCUGCCUAAGUUCAACGCACAAGACCAGGGCAGCCACCUUGUUGCCUUGCAGCGUAUCUUGUCUGCCUCUAAAAAGCAAUUAAAAGGAAUCAUUCUGGAUAGGAAAUUUUCAGGUAAGGCUAGACUGUCGUUAGUCAUACAAGCUAUUCUUACUUCUCCAGAAAAUGAGUGGGCAGAAGAGUUUAACACGACUGACGAACAGGCAGUUAUACCCGGAUUAUUAGAGGAGAUAGCUAUUGUCAAAGCAAUCCAUUCCGUCUCAUUGCAAAUGAUUUAUGUACCUGAGAAAACCACACAGUUCAACGGCAUUUUCAAAGACAUGUUUCCUAUAGCGUGUCAGCUUCCAUUUAUCCUACAAUAUACUAAGGAUGAAAAAGAUCACAGACUUGAAGAGGCAGUAAAGGGCGAAUUAGAACAGCAGUUGUGUCAGUGUAACUCCGAAACAAUUUGCCAAGUUUUUGCACUCUAUCAGACUUUGAGAUUUUCUCAGGCAGUGAUACUUGUUGGACCCUCUGGGAGUGGAAAAACAACUUGUUACAAUACUCUAGCAGAAGCCCUUAGUAAACUGGCGGACAAAACAGAACAUUUCUCUGAUAAGAAAAUGCUUAAAAUGGGUACCCUGUGGACAAGGCAAAAAAGCUCUACUAAAGACUGGAACAUUAUCAACACUGUGGUCCUAUUUCCUAAUGCCAUGUCUCACGAGGAGCUUUUUGGUAGCUUCUCUGAUAAAUUAGGGUGGCAAGAUGGAGCGGUGACCAAGGCUUUGAGAGAUUCAGAAAGACACAAAUAUAGAAAAGUGGAGGGAAAGAACUCAAGUCAUGACAACAAAGCACAGAAAUGGCUUGUAAUGGAUGGCAAGCCAGUGGGGCAACCCGGCUGGCUUGAUCAUAUAGGCAUACUGGGCAAUCAUGAGGAACCAUCUUUAAGCCUACCAUCUGGUGAAACUCUUGAGCCAUCCCAAUCACACUUCAAGUUACUCGUGGAAACCACUGACCUUAGUCACGCAAGCCCAUCUGCAACGACACGCUGCAGCCUCAUUCAUUUCUCCAGCACUGAAGUUUGGAAAGAUGUGUGGAAGAGUGAAAUUGAUUUUCUUAAUUACAAUCAUAUCCUGGAUCGAGAUACACUGAAUAUGUGGACUGAGGUGGCAGAAGAUCUUUUCUCGAGCACUCUCAGUUCACUGAAGAUGAAUGGGAUUUCUACUGAAGGUCAAUCUUACACGAAUGGGCUGGUAGAAAUAAUGUCGUUCAUUCGAAUCCUUCAUGCCCUCCUGCAGCAUUUUUCCAAGGAAUUGAAUAAGGAUAAAGGACAAAAAGACACAAGAGCAGAUAUGCCUUUACAAAGCGAUAACUCUUCAGGCACAGAUUCCACAAUAAAUGAAGAGAUUUUUCUCCUGUCUUAUAUUUGGGGGUUUGGUGGAAAUCUCCAUACACGUCUUUGGCCACAAUUUGACGUUGUCGCCCGCCAAGAGCUAGCUAAUUGUCCAUUUAAUAUUGUGGUGCCAGAUGAAGGGACUGUGUUUGAGUCCUUCUUUAGCAUUGACAACCGGAUAUACACCAAGAACACAAUGUUGACAAAGUCCAUUACGCCAAAGUAUUGGAAAUAUACCUGUCUGCUGACCGUCAUGUUGGAGGCAAACCAGCCAGUGUUACUUGCCGGAGAGCCAGGCUCAGGAAAAACUACCGUGUGUAACAGCCUGCUGUGUUUUGAUAAGCCACACAUUAAACUACCAGCUAGUUCUAUACGGGGUUCCACAGACCUGUGCAAUUUACUGUGCAGAAUUAGCCACCGAAGGACCUGUCAAAACACCACGGGUGUGAUGAGCCAACAGCCUGGGCUGUUGCUUUAUGUGGAUGACUUGCAUGAAACACCAUGUGAUGCGACUGGGAAGAUUUCCAGGAUCUUGGAGACUCUACGACAAAGUAUUUCAAAAUCAGGGGUUAUUUCAUGUGACACUGCCCAAUUCAAGGUUCUUAGUCCUGGGACAAUUACCUACUUGGCCACCUGUUGCAUACUUGAACUGGACAAUCCGCACGUUAACUUGAUAUGCUCCAGGCUGUCACGUUUGUUCUCCAUCUUUGUACUUCCAAGUUUAACUACUGAGUUGAUCUUGUCCAUUCAUUCGCCUCAGCUAAAACUCUGGCUCAGGGAUUUUUCCUUUAUCCCAAGUGUGACUGACAUGUUAGAUUGUAUCAUCAGAGCCACAAAAAACUUGUUUGAGGAUGUUUGCGAACAUUUCCAACCCACACCACAGAAGCCAUAUUUUUUGUUUUCCCAUAAUGACCUGCAAAAAGUUUUCCAGGGACUGUGCUUGUGGCAGCCUGAUCUUCCAAAAACAGAAUUGAAAGACCCAAAAUUAAAAUCCAGGUGUUCUUCGAUCCCUCAAGAACCUUUGGCAACAGAGCUUAACAUUGUGCAUCUGUGGGUACACGAGUGCAUACGAACAUUAGGUGACCGGAUUAGCUCAGAGGACGAAAUCAACGCACUUUUGUCACUAAUUACCAAGGCGGCUACUGCACACUUUACAUUGCAGUUGCUCGAUGACUCCUACCUCGACACUGUUUUUUUGCAAAGUUCCACACAAGACACAACAAAGUUAGUCCCAUCUCCAAAACCAAACCCAUCUGCGUCAACAGAACCAUUUUUGUCUUUUGUGGGAAAAAAUUCCUGCAAAUUCCAAGGUCGACAAGCCCAGUUUCUUCAGCACUUGCAAAAAGUUGCUACAAAUCUUGCAUAUGGCCCACUGCUUUCUGACAAUACUAUAUUCAAUUGUAGGCAUUGUUAUCAGCCACGGGAUAUCAAUGCACUUGUGCAGCAUGUGUCUGCAUUUAUAGACAUAAAAGGACACAACAAGGAGCAGGAAGUUGAUUUCCACUUUACAUCACAGUAUGUUGUGCACAGACAAAGGAUGCACCAGCUGCUGCAUAUCAUCAGGGCUCUAUUGAUACCAGGAGGUCACGGAGUGCUAAUGGCCUCAGGCAGAAGCACAGGACGUAAGACCACUGUGCGUCUAGCUGCCUGUGUCACGAGCUGUCACCUGAUGGAGGUACACGCCGGGAACGAGAAUCAGUUACAUACGAUUUUAAAAGACGCUGGGAAUCUGACUCGGGUCAGUGAAGUUAAUACCGUCAUCCUGGUCCAUGAGAAUAUAAGUUCCUCUGUCAGGGAUGAGCUACUGGUGGCCCUCAGAGCCUACCCAGGGCUCCACACAGACCAAGAGCUAACUCAACUUGUUUCUCGGGUGACUGCUGUGAAUAAAACAACAAAAUUCCUCUUGGACAGCUGGAUUUUUGACAAGUGCUUGUGUCAAAACCUCAGAGACGUGCAUGUAUUUCUGUUGAUGCCUUUUGUUACAUCAGCUAACAGUGGGAACCUGGAAUGCAAGGCACGAAUGACCAAAGCACUAGGCCUCUGCUGUGUCGAGUUGUACCAUCCUUGGCACAACCAGUCUUUAGCAGAAGUUGCUGCUCAGUGCCUGACAAAAAUUGGCCAAAAUGUCUCCAUACAAGGUUCCUCACAGACUGGCCUGGCUGCAGCAAUGGCAGGUAUCCAUCAGUCGGCAUAUCAGUAUGCGUCUGUCCUUCUAAUGGCACAGCCCUUCAGCCCUUAUUCAUAUACGGAGUUCAUGUCACACUUUGCUUACAUCUGCAAAGUCCUCCACAAUGACUUGGAUGAUCGAACCAACAGACUCAACGCUGGUCUAUAUCAUUUGGAUAAUCUGGACAAAAUCGACAUGAAGUGCGAACAGGAUUUAAUUAGAAUUCAGGGAAAGGCUACCGAGAAAAAGCAGCAUGUCAGUGAGCUUCUACUAGCUAUAGAACAUCAGAAGAGCUUACUUAAGAAAGCUCUAAAGAAACGUGCUGCACAGGAGACAAAAAUACAGAUUCUCGAGGCCAGGAUCCUUGAAUCUGAUAAUGUGCUAAAUCCGUUUUUCUUGGCAGCAGUCGGUGUGCUGGAAAGUCUGGACCCGUUAGAACUAGAGGAGGUGCGCCACUAUAGAGACCCACCUGAGGGAGUGGUGCUAGUCAUGGAUGCUGUUUGCUUGCUCUUCGACUGUCCACCUGGCUGGCCCAGUGCAAAAAGACUUUUUGGGCAGUGCAACAUGUAUAAGUGCUUGGAAUCGUUUGACUUCUACGGCAUUACAGACAAGCAAAUGGAUCAACUUGGUCAGUUAAUUUCAAGCCCCAUGUUUGUGCCAGAGUUUGUGCGGGAGGUGAGCAGGGCCUGCGAGACUCUGUCCCGCUGGGUCCUGGCUGUGUACAGAUGUGGCCAAAUGAGGUACCAGCUGAUGGUCCGGAAGCAGCUGGAUGGGCAGCUGAAGACAGCGCAAUCUCGACUGAAACAUAUCAAGAGCUACAUGGAGGACAUAAAAUGUCGUCUUGAAAAUCUUGGUCUUCAGCUGCAGCCUUUGCAAAAGGUGUUGGACGAGCAACUGGUGCUGUUACACAGAGCUGAGGAGUUGAAGAGGAAUGCUGCUAACGCUGUAGAGUUGUUAGAGAGACACACUAAAGUGUGGAGAGCUGAAGCUCAGGAAUCACUGCUGCAGAGACAAAGAAUACCAGGAGAUGCUGUCAUCCUGGCUGCUAUUAUCUCAUAUUUAGGUCCCUUUGCGGCUGAUGUACGCACUGAAUUGCUGAGCAAGUGGAGGAAGUUGUGUCGGACAGGAAUUAUCGACACAAACCCUAAAGACCCUAGAAGCUCUAUGUUCACCUCCACUGACAUCACACCUCCCGAGUCUGACACCAGUUUUCCGGUCGCCCUCUCUGACACGCUGCGGCUGCCUCUGUGUCGGGUGUUGGGGAUGAAAAAUGAGUGGCCAAUGCACGAGACCUCAUCCACCAGAUUGGUGAUGAAGCUGCUGCUGUGGGGCUGCAGGAGGACCUGGGUUAAACACUGGCCACUAUUGGCUGAUACACAGCAUCAUCUAGAGAUCAACUCUGAAAAUGGGGUCCUUACAGGCGAAACAGGAGACGAUGCCACUCUUGGGAAAGAGUUAGAGUGCGAAAUAGUGAUUAGUGCUGAUGAUCCAAGGCUGCUGUUUCAGUUGAGCCUGGCUACUGAGAAAGGUUGGAAAGUCCUGGUUACUCAUGUAGAACGUGCAGCAGCCAGUCCACAUUUUCUCGCUAACCUCUGCCGUCCUGGUGGUUGUUGCCCUCCUGGGAUGAAACAGACUCCCCAUCAGACACACCCAGAGUUCUGCCUCUUCCUCAGCACCCACCUACCUGCCCGACUGCUUAGCAACGCCGUCCACCCGUCCAUACUGGCUGAGGUGUUCGUGGUUGACCUCUCGCCAAGCUCGGAUCAGAUCCAGGAGCUGAUGCUGACACAGCUACUGCAGUCGCAGUUCAAAGAGAUGCUGAUUCAACACCUGCGGACACAGAAUGACAAGCACCUGCUUCAGAGGAAACUAGCCACAGAGGAGGAAUCUGUGAUGAACGCCAUCCUGCUGUCCAAUGCAACACAGAUGCAACAGUCCGGCUUCCUCACGCAUGUGGCGGUGAUUCAAGAAUCAAUGACAUGCGUGGAGACUGAGAUCCAGCUGGUGCAUGAGGUGACGGAGUACCUCAAGCCACUGUUGGAUGCUCCUCAGCAACUUGUUAGGCUUGCUGUGUUCUUCUACCAGGCUUUGCAGGAGGUGUCUCGCCUCUCCCCAGCCUAUUACUUUUCCUUGUCCGACUUCCUGGCAGUGAUUCACGAGUCCUUUGUUGAGAAGGGCAGAACGCUUGUAUCAUAUGCCACUGGACAAGUUGUGGGGGGAGUGAUACCGGAGAUUAGGAACAAAAUGGUGGGCAAGUUGCUACUUCACUACAGGCCUUGUUUGUUUAAAAGUCACUGUGAUGUCCUCAAACUGUUGCUGACUUUGGCUGUGAUGAAACACAACCAGCUCUGCUCUCCACCUGAGAGGGCAACCUUCCUCAAGGGAAUCACAGACAUUCUAAACUUUGAACCACAAAUGUCGUCAUCCCCAACAGAAAUACCUUGUUGGAUAUCUCCUCAUGUUCACCCAGACCUUAUCUGUUUGGAUAAGAUGUCAUCUUUUAGAGGAAUUAUUUUCUCUAUGGCCUCUUCACAAGAGCAAUGGCAAGAGUACCUGAGCUCCCCUUCCUCCGUUGUAACAGGACCAGCUCCCUGUGACUCUCACUCCCAUCUGUCAUUGAUGCAGAGGGCACUCCUUUUGAAGACCCUUAGCCCGUUCUGCAUAGAGGAACUUGCUAGAGCCAUGGCUAUUUGUCAGCUCUGCCCUCCUCUCCAUACAGCAGCGAUUAAUGCACCCCACUACGGGAACCCUCAGGCUCUUCAUCGACUUAUUCUAAAGCAUGAGGGACCCAUCAUGCUAACAUGGCCCUGUCCAUCUAAAGAUAAGUGGACAUGCACUCAGCCUCUCCUCCUAGUGAAGCAGUUGGCCUCCAUUGCAGCACAAAAAACGGUGAAAGUGAUUUCUGCAUCAGGAGUUUACAACAUCGAGGUCACCAUCUCAACUCUGGGCAAAGCAGUUAGAGACGGCCAUUGGUUGGUUUUUAAUGACUGUCACCUGUUUGAGCAAUUGGACGCUAACAUAGAGGCGCACCUCAAUCAGCUGAUAUCUCCAAUUGGAAGAAAAUACAUGAAAGAGCCCCACCCAAACUUCCGAUUGUGGUUUUUAACUGAAGAAACUGCAUCCACAUGCAUACCCGAAUCAGUGCGAAUGUGUGCCUUGCCUCUGGUCUGUGACACUUCCUGGGAUGUGAAGGAGGAGCUGAGCAGCUCUUUGCAACUCCUGUCGUCGGUCGUACGGCAUCAGGUGCCUCCAGGCUUGAUGGCUGACAACAUGGAGCUUCUUCUGCGUUGUGCAACCUUCCAUACGGUUUUAUUACAGAGACAGGCCUACAAAUAUUUGGGCCAGGCCAUAAUCUGCAGCUGGGGCCAGUCAGACCUUCUGGCCUUGGCGGAUGCUUUCAUAUCCCUUGCUAGUCUGUGCCACGACAAGCCUAAAGCUUUACAGUAUAUAGCAGUCAACCUUGUGUAUGGUGGCCAUGUUCUGGAGUCUACAGAUUCAGACGUAGUCCAGAGUAUAGUUGAAAUCUGCUUCAGCAAAGAGCCACUUCUGGACUCUGGGCCACACAUGCUUGCAAAUCUCGUCAGCAGGACUGAGCACCGGGAUUUGCCCAAACUGAUAAAAGCCCUGCAACAACAUCUCUUGCUGUCGCUGAACAUCAGCGACCCUAUUCUAUUGGGUUUCAGUGUUGACGUGCCAGCUGAAACUAUCAAGGUCAACAGCCACAAACUGAUUUUACUGCUGCAGGCCUCCCAGACUCCUGAAGGAAUAGCCACAUGUUACAGCAGGGACAUGACGGUGCUGCCAGAACUGAGCCACAUUAGAGAGCGACUUCAGACCCUGCAGGACUACAUGACACACGAAAACGAAGUCCGUGCAAGAAAUGCAGGAGCUGUUUUCCAAAGCGCUCUUUAUGACUUCCUUCUGGCCGAGUGGAAUGAGCUCAGUGGCUCGGUUUCCUCGCUGCUCUCACAGCUCAGGCAGCCACUUCGAUACAUGGCGGCCACCGUCCUUUCCCUGCCCGACCUCACCGCUCUAUCUCGUUUGGAGCGGCGGGCCAAACUGCUCAGUGCUUAUCUGUGGAACGACAACACUUCCUCUCCACGAGGCGCUUACAGACUGUCUGCUUUCACUAAUGCAAGGGGUCUUCUGGUGGCCCUGAUGAGAAGGGCUGCUAAAUUGCAUCACAAGUGCCUCAGCGAUAUUACUCUGCAUUUUGAGGUCCAUCGCGAUGAUGCAUUCUUUGAUAUUCCUCCAAAGGAUGCCGUGUUCUUGUGCGGCCUGCAGCUGAGAGGAGCAUCAUGGGAGCCGAAUAUUGGAGCAUUCGAAAACACACACUCCACCGAGCCUUGUUCCAUGCCUCUAAUUUGCGUCAGGGCCGGAGUAAAAGAACUUAACUUCCCGCCUCCCAGGAGUGCUCUUCCUGUCCAUAAGUGUCCACUUUAUGUGGAGGACCUACACACGGGAGAGGAGCGACUAGCUGAUUUUAGCUUAGUCGAUACUGUUCCGCUUCCCUGCAAUUCAGAACUUUCCUUGUGUAGUUUAAAGAUAGUUCGGUUAGUGAGUAAGCUCUGUGACAGCUAGACACACAUUGAAAUGCCGAACAAUGUUUUCUAUUUACCUGUUAGCAUAAUAUAUCUUUAUAUUGCAUAGUUUUUUUUCAUUAAAAUGGUUAUCCUCUC
Messenger RNA from Nerophis ophidion (straightnose pipefish), 14896 nucleotides. RefSeq names its product dynein heavy chain domain-containing protein 1-like. Gene Ontology annotation, molecular function: dynein intermediate chain binding; ATP binding; dynein light intermediate chain binding. The transcript is spliced from 46 exons. The coding region runs from base 1278 to 14798 and encodes 4506 amino acids. NCBI's taxonomy places the organism in Eukaryota, Metazoa, Chordata, Actinopteri, Syngnathiformes, Syngnathidae. The record is from RefSeq and is a predicted model, not a curated record. Gene Ontology annotation, cellular component: dynein complex. Gene Ontology annotation, biological process: microtubule-based movement.